AUGGCAACCAUCCUCGGCAGAGAAGCUUCUAACCAAGAAGCUAAACUUUCAUUAGCUAUUAAAGCCUAUAAAAGGAAUCAAAUUUCAACUCUUAGAGCUGCUGCUAAGUCAUUUUGCAUCCCUACUCCUCACUAUGUUAUGGACUAUACAGAGGCACUCCGUGUUCAAAUUCUCAACUUAACAAUCGAAAGCUGA
This is a messenger RNA of Paracoccidioides brasiliensis Pb18, 195 nucleotides long. RefSeq lists its product as uncharacterized. Bases 1 to 195 code for a protein of 64 amino acids. The transcript has a single exon. The record is from RefSeq and is a predicted model, not a curated record.